This is a messenger RNA of Mercenaria mercenaria, 1719 nucleotides long. RefSeq lists its product as uncharacterized. The record is from RefSeq and is a predicted model, not a curated record. The transcript is spliced from 3 exons. Lineage: Eukaryota; Metazoa; Mollusca; Bivalvia; Venerida; Veneridae. The coding region runs from base 1 to 1719 and encodes 572 amino acids.
AUGGACGCUAACAAAGAAAUCAGCGAUGCAUGUGACAGGAAUGAGUCAUUACACAAAUUUAACAUACCAGUAUUGAAAUUUUAUCUUAGGAGCCGCGGGCAGCAUGUGUCAGGGAAUAAAUCAGAACUUAUUGAAAGAGUGAAAGGCACACACCGACUGGGUUUACGUGAUCUAAAUAGUGUUAUGCAGGAAGAUAAUGAUCUCGCUGCAAAAAGAUUGACAGAAAAAUUGAAAACACCUCUCGGCAAAACUUUAAAGCAUCCCGACUAUAUCGACACGUGGUCGAGUGAUUACACAAACAUUCCGGAUAUAACUGAGAAGGAUGUGUACAAUUACUUUGUGUUUAAAAUCCAAACAAAACGUCAGUUGAAAGCAAAGGUCAUGUUCGAAGAUAGACAUGUACACAGUAUUGAGGUCAAUGAGUCUAGUGAAAAUGACAGUCACUGUUUUGUACGAUGCAGAGUAAUUCAAUCAAUGCCAACGUCUAACAAGUCAAAGCCUUGUGAUUAUGCCACAUGGGUGAUGUUAUCCAAAGUGACUGGCUGUGUACAUUCGGCUGACUGUGGAUGUCAGGCAGGUGAGAGUGAAGGUUGCAACCACAUUGCUGCUUUUCUUUAUGCAUUGGUAGACAUCACUGAGAAGAAGAAAAAUGGCACCCUUGCUCCUACUUCAGUGAAAUGUAAGUGGAAUAACCCAAGGAAAAGGAAACUUACACCCAAAAAGUCACAAGACCUUGACUUUCAGAAAGUAGUUCAUGGAAAAACAGUUGCCAAAAAACUGCUGAACGUGUACAAUGUUGACACAAGUGUAAAUAUAGAUAGAUUGAAGCAAAAGCUGCUAAAUGGUAAUUCUCAGGCAGGAUGGCUGAAAAACUUUCAAUUGCAGACAAGUAAUGUGCUAUUACCAAAACUUCACAGUAUCAACUUCAACUUUCAUGACUCUGUUGACAUUAACUCCGAGUACUGUGAGAAUAUAUUCCGGGAGUAUUUUGAAUCAUUAAGUAUGACUGAAGAUGAUUGUGUGAAAAUCGAAUAUAUGACAAGAAAUCAAAAUGACUCUCACUUCUGGAUGGAGGCUAGACAUGAAAGACUUACUGCUUUCAACUUUGGACAGAUAAUUAGAAUGAAAGAAACAACCAAGCCCGAUUCAUUAUUGAAUUCCCUUAUGGGGUAUAAAACAUUCACAUCAAGUCAUGGUUUGAAGCACGAACCCGCAGCCAGGAGAAGUUACAGACGGUACAUGCAACAUGAGCAUCCAGGUUUAAGUGUUAAGAAAAGUGGGUUAUUAACAAACACAAAAUAUCCCUACUUGGGUGCUAGCCCGGAUGGUUUGAUCGACUGUACUCACUGCCAAGACCCAAAUGGACUUCUUGAACUAAAAUGCCCAUCAUCCCUUAAAUGGAGGAUGAAAACUCCAGCAGAAUGUUCAGAGGAUCCAACAUUUUUUUGCGCACAUGUUGAAGGGAGAGUAGCUUUGAAAAGAAAACACAGUUACGAUUUUCAAGUUCAGGGACAGCCAGGCCUCAGUGGUCGAAAAUGGUGCGACUUUGUUGUGUGGACAUGCAUGGGACUCUCCAUAGAGAGAAUUGUUUUUGAUGCGGAUGUUUUCGUAUCCAUGGUGAAAAAAUUUGAACAAUUUUACAUCAAGGCCUUCAUUCCCGAACUAUUCACACAACGUAUUAGGAGAGGUGUAAGAGAUGACAUUACGGCGGAGAAAUGA